UAGUUUAUUACAAAAAAAUACAUAGAAUAUCUAUUUAAAUAUCUAAAUUAUUUACAUAAUUGAACUCGUAUCGUAUUAUAUUUUUAAAUUUUGUGUAGCUUUUAAGCUGAGUAAUAAUUACUAUAGCAACACAGAGAAUUGAUCUCCAUAUUGAUUAUCAAGUGGCAAAUUGUCAAUUCAAAAAUAUGGCGGCUGCUCCUUGCGUUUGCGCUUGUUUGUAGUUUUGUUAUAUUUUUGUACCGUUCUUCGUGAAAUUAAUCCUCUGAUCCGCGUUGAGUUGAGUCCUCUCCUCCGCAGUGAAGUGUACGUAUUUCUCGAAGUUUUUGUGCGAGUUGAGCUUUUAGUUCCUCCACCAUACCUGUGCAAUCGUAUUUUGCGACGAACGCUGUGUUUGUGCUGUUUCUUUGCGAUAUAGACGCUCGUGAUUUGUUUUCAUCAUGCCUAAACGUUGUGCAUUAGGAUGUUCUAAUAAGAACAUCUCCUACCAUCAAUUUCCACAUCCAGAAAGGAAUCCUGACCGUUUCAAGGCUUGGGUUCAUAUAGCAGGUGGGAAGUUAGAUAGUCCUACUGAUUAUGAACUGUAUAGAAAGAAGGUCAUCUGUGAUAUCCAUUUUACAGACAGGGACAGGAACCGUAAUAACCGGUUAAAUUUUCUAGCUGUGCCAUCACUUCACCUUCCUGGCAAGUGUGAUGAAGCUGGUACUUCAGAAAAAGUUUUCCUUGUACCUGAACCUGUGAUUGAGGAAAGCAUCCUUGCUGCACUAAAACCGACACAGGCUGGCAAGUCUGAUGAAGCUGGUAUUUCAGAAAAAGAUUUUCUUGUACCUGAACCUGUGAUUGAGAGAAGCAGCCUUACUACACUAAAACUGACAUUGGCAGGCGAGUCGGAUGAUGUUGGUCUUUCAGAGAAAAUUACACUUUUACCUGAAUCCAAACAUGAAAGAAGCAACCCUGCUGUAUCAGAAUCUAUAUUGACAGAUGACUCUGCCAGAAUCAUAAUUUCAGAACACAAUUAUUGCCAGCUGCAGAAGAAGGCAAUAAAUAAAAACAAAAGUAAUCAUCAGCAGCAAGAGGUGCCAUCAUUCUGGAUAAAUCAGCUUAAAACAACAAGACGAAAAAUUAAAAUUUUGCAAUCUAACUUGAUGAGAUCUCAGAAGAGAAACCAAAAUCUUAAAUCCAGAAUAGCCAGUGCGGAGAAAAUGUCUGCUGACGAUUUAUUUAAAAAACUGUCCUGCAAAAUGACAACAGCAGCAAAAAUUUUCACCAAAAUGCAAUACAGCCAGACAAGAAAGAAGCCUUCUGGGCGCAGAUUCACGCUUGAAGAAAAAGUGCUCUCACUUUCUCUAUAUAAGAAGAGUCCGAGAAGUUACCCUCUGUUAGCAAAAUUUUUCACAUUGCCAUCAACAAAAUCUUUGAAGAGACUUUUAACAAAAAUAGAAGUGGAGCCAGGGCUUAAUAAAUGUAUAUUUUUAAAAAUAAAAAAUACUGUCAAGGAUUUAAGCCCAGAAGUAGGGAUUGCAAUCCGGUAUCAAGAUCCGGCCGGAUUUCACCGGAUUGAUGCUAAUCCGGCCGGAUCCGGACGGAUCCGGCCGGAUUUUAAAGUUACUUAGGGCCUAGUAUUUAGUGGUUUUUAGUUUUGAUAAUAAUGUAUAAAAGAAAAUAAAAUACGUAUUUAUGGAAAAUAAAAUCACUUUUAAUUAUUUUUUCGGUAUUAAUUGUAAUUUUUGGGUCUAUUUGUACUAAAUCAAAUUAUGAAACUAUUUUUAAUAAUAAAGUAAUCAGUCUGACUCUCACUUAUUGAUGUACCCAUUUAUGUAAGUAUCUGAAAGUACUUAAGUAAUAAUAAUACUAUUAAACUCUUAUUAAUAAUCUACACAGUUAUAUAACAAAACAGUCUUUUAAAUUUGUACUUAUAAAAUCAACAACUUCAGUUCAUAAUCCUAAGAAACAAAACAAGAAGCAUUUAUUUUUUGCAAUGCAAAAUUCAAAUGAAAAUUAUUUUGUGCCUGAAAAAACGAUCUAAGAAAACAAAUAGUGUUUAUUGUACUGUCUCCUAGUCUGCUUCUGAUGGCACUACAAAUAUAACCUGCGGCAGAAAAGGCCCUUUCUGCCUCAACACUGGUUGGCCAAAUCGCCAUCAAGUAACUGUAGAUCAGCGAAAUGUGUUUUCCUUUUACUCCUACUUCAUACGCAGUCAUUUCUUUUUUAAGUAUUUUCUCAUAAUCUGUUUCUUUUUCGAUCGCGUUCGCGUAUUUUUUGCUUUACCGGAUCCGCCACCGGAUCCGGCGCCGACUCGCCGGAUCCGGUAGGUCCAAAAACACGCCGGAUCCGCCGGAUUACCGGAUCCGCCGGACCGGAUUGCAAUCCCUACCCAGAA
Molecule: messenger RNA, 2377 nt
Organism: Spodoptera frugiperda (fall armyworm)
Lineage: Eukaryota; Metazoa; Arthropoda; Insecta; Lepidoptera; Noctuidae
Exons: 7
Coding region: 438-1610 (390 amino acids)
Source: RefSeq, a predicted model, not a curated record